Molecule: messenger RNA, 3285 nt
Organism: Daphnia pulex (common water flea)
Lineage: Eukaryota; Metazoa; Arthropoda; Branchiopoda; Diplostraca; Daphniidae
Product: mucin-2-like
Exons: 8
Coding region: 97-3117 (1006 amino acids)
Biological process (GO): proteolysis
Molecular function (GO): serine-type endopeptidase activity
Source: RefSeq, a predicted model, not a curated record
GGAUGCUGACACGUCGACGAAAACGAAUAGUCACGUAGACCAGUGCGUCUAUCGAAAUCCCAUCGACACCUUUUUGCCAGGUAUAAUUCUGCCCCAAUGCAAGUAAGAAGGGUAUUCUCUCAUCAGGACUCUCUCAUCGUGGUCGUAUACCGGUCGAGUUCCGUCUGCUUCUUGUUUUAUAUAUACACUACGCCAGGUUAUACCAUGCGUCUUACUUUAUUGGCCGCUAGUUUGGUUGGCUUCGUCGUAUUCGUCUGUCCGAAAUCAAUCGACAGACAUGUACUAGUGAGGCUGAAAAAACCACCCCAGAUUUCAAUCAUCAAUGGAAUCCCAGCUCAAGCCGGCGAUUUUCCUUUUAUGGCUAGCCUAUUAUUUCCAAUUAAUACAACAGCCGGCUUAUAUCGCCUAUGUGGUGGAACCUUGAUCGCAUCGUCUUAUAUUCUUACAGCAGCCCAUUGCGUCGACGGUCUGCCCACUGAUACUGGGAAUGGCUACGUGUUCAUCAAUACAUUGAACAUAACUGGCGGAGGACCCGGAUCCCUCGUUAGAAGGGUCUCAUCAUAUGUCGCACAUCAACAAUUUUUCAUGAAUACGACUCAUAUUUUGAACGACAUCGCCUUACUGGUGUUAAAUCAAGCAGUACCCGCAACUGCUAACAUUCCCUUUGUUCAACUUCCAAUUGAUCCCGACUUGACAACAACUACAACACAAUUGCCAACAACGACAGACCCUGUAACAACGGAUACAACUUUAAUAUCAACAACAACAAUACUAUUUUCGACAACCACACUACCAACGACAACGACCGAAUCGCCAACUACUACAGAUGCAGAAACAACUACAACCACACUACCAACGACAACAACCGAAUCGCCAACUACUACAGAUGCAAAAACAACUACAACCACACUACCAACGACAACAACCGAAUCGCCAACUACUACAGAUGCAGAAACAACUACAACCACACUACCGACAACAACAACUCAAUUGCCAAUUACUACAGAUGCAGAAACAACCACAACCACACUACCAACGACAACAACCGAAUCGCCAACUACGACAGAUGCAGAAACAACCACAACCACACUACCAACAACAACAACUCAAUCGCCAACUACGACAGAUGCAGAAACAACUACAAACACACUACCAACGACAACAACCGAAUCGCCAACUACGACAGAUGCAGAAACAACUACAACCACACUACCAACGACAACGACCGAAUCGCCAACUACGACAGAUGCAGAAACAACUACAACCACACUACCGACAACAACAACUCAAUUGCCAAUUAUUACAGAUGCAGAAACAACUACAACCACACUACCAACGACAACAACCGAAUCGCCAACUACUACAGAUGCAGAAACAACUACAACCACACUACCGACAACAACAACUCAAUUGCCAAUUACUACAGAUGCAGAAACAACCACAACCACACUACCGACAACAACAACUCAAUUGCCAAUUACUACAGAUGCAGAAACAACUACAACCACACUACCGACAACAACAACUCAAUUGCCAAUUACUAUAGAUGCAGAAACAACUACAACCACACUACCAACGACAACAACCGAAUCGCCAAGAACUACAACCACAUUACCAACGACAACAACCGAAUCGCCAACCACGACUACAACCACACUACCAACGACAACAACUCAGUCGCCAACUACGACAGAUGCAGAAACAACUACAACCACACUACCAACGACAACAACCGAAUCGCCAACAACUACAACCACACUACCAACGACAACGACCGAAUCGCCAACUACGAUAGAUGCAGAAACAACUACAACCACACUACCAACGACAACAACCCAAUCGCCAACCACGACGGAUGCAGAAACAACUACAAUACCAACGAGUACAACCACACCAUCGACGACAACAACUCAAUCGCCAACGACUACAACCACAUUACCGACGACAACAACCCAAUCGCCAACGACAACAACUCGAUCGCCAACGACAGAUGUAGAAACAACAACAUCCGCACUACCAACAACAACAACCCAAUCGCCAACAACGACUACAUCCACAUUACCAACGACAACGACCCAAUCGCGAACAACCACCGCACUAUCAACAACAUCGACCACAACACAAUCGCCCACAACUACAAUACCAACAACAACCACAAUAUCUCCAAAAACCACACUACCAACAACACCAAUACCAACGACUAAAACCACUACAACAAAAACAACCACAACAUUGAAACCCACGACCAAAACAACUACAACAUUAAAACCUACAACAAAGACAACUACAACACUGAAACCUACAACAAAAACUACUACAACAAAAACAACCACAACAUUGAAACCCACAACCAAAACAACUACAACAUUAAAACCUACAACAAAGACAACUACAACUCUAAAACCAACAACCAAAACUACUACAACACUGAAACCUACAACGAAAACAACCACAACAUUAAAACCCACGACCAAAACAACUACAACAUUAAAACCUACAACAAAGACAACUACAACUCUAAAACCAACAACAAAAACUACUACAACACUGAAACCCACGACCAAAACCAGCACAACAUUAAAACCCACAUCCAAGACAACUACAACACUGAAACCAACGACAACAAAAACGACAGGAAAACCCACUACUAAAAGUACACCAAUAAAGUCUACCAUCACAACUCCUAAACCGUCAACGUUAAAAACAAUAAAAACAACCACCAAAAAACUUGCAGCUCAUCUAAGAGCUUUCAGUUCUUAUUCGAACCAGUCGGCCGUCAUUACAGGAUGGGGAGUAACAUCCAGUGGAAGUAACUCGUGGACGUUGCAGAAAGCUAACGUCACCGUCUACGACAACACCGUUUGCAAUCAACAGUGGCGUCAAUUCAUCGGUUCUACACAAUUGUGCGCUGCCCAAUUGAACACAGCGACUUGUUUCGGAGACAGUGGCGGACCGCUUCUCGUCAACGGCAAUGUUCAAAUCGGCGUUGUCAGCUUCGGUAGCGCGAACGGAUGUGCCGAUCCUGCCCAUGUCCCCGUGUUUACUCGCGUGUCCGCUUACCUUGGCUGGAUAUCCGCCACGAUGGCCAGCAACCCACCUCCAGCAUCAGGCAAGUAAAAAACCUACGAAAAAUGGACAAGCCGGCCGCAUUUAAUCUAAAUAUUAUAUAAUCACAUAUUAUUCAAAUAUAAAAAUUAUUCUACAAUAUCAAGCAUUUGGGUUUUUGGAUGUGUGGCAAUUUAAACAUAUAUCUAUGGCGUCAAUACAUUUUUUUAGUGAGGCUAA